AUGGGAGAGCGGAGAACCAACCAGUUCAGUGAUUUCAGCUUCUACUGGGAUGACAGCUGAUCCCGUCGAGACUUCGGCAUCGGCAGCACCCCUGCCGUGUGGCAUACGGUCUACAAUCUUCGUUUAAGCCGCCAGUGUUCGCAUUAGUGAUCUCAAGUUAAAAAGUCAUGGCUAUACUUAUGUCGCUAAAGUUGAUGCCAUAACUUAAGAGAAUAAAGUGACACCAUAUCAGCGGCCACGGGUCGGAUGUCUGGUCUAAGGAUCUAACGCACGAUCGUUAUACUUUUCCGCACGAAAACUUGAAAGCGUACAGGGGAUGAGUGAUGGAGGUGGGCUCGGUGGUCCGGGCGGUCUUUGAGUUUCUCCCCAGCGUCUCCGAGGAGCUGCCUCUCUUCGCGGGCGACGUCAUCGAGGUGCUCAGCGUGGUCGACGAGUUCUGGCUGCUCGGCAACAAGGAUGGAGUCACGGGCCAGUUCCCCAGCACCUUCGUGGAGGCGGUGCCCAUCCCCAGUACCAAGGCCGGGGACAGACUGUAUGUGUGCAUCAACGACUUCACCUCCAGCGAGCCCGGGACGCUCGCUCUAAAGAGAGGAGACGUGGUGGCCCCCGACUCCGGGGCCGCCACCCUGGACCUGGGCGCCCCCUGGCAGCGGGGCUGCUCGGCCUGGGGGGCCCGCGGGCUGCUGCCCUCCUCCUGCCUGAAGGAGCUCCAGCUCUCCUCCAGCUCCAGGCUGCUGUCGGAGCGCUGCGCCCAGGCCCAGGCGGCCGACCUGCCCCCCCACGCGCUGGGCCAGGCCCGGGCGCUCAUGAGCCUCCACGCGCAGCUCCACGAGGAGCUGGACUUCCGCCAGGGGGACCUCAUCGUCAUCACGGGCGUGCCCGAGCCGGGCUGGUUCCGGGGGGAGCUGCGGGGCCACACGGGGGUCUUUCCCGAGGGCUUCGUGGAGCUCGUGGGGCAGCUGCGGUCCCCCCUCACCCCCGAGUUCGGGGACCGCCGGCCGGAGCUGAAGUUCACCGACCGCGACCGGAGGCCCAACGGUGGGGCGGAGUACGAAGGGCCGGAGGACGAGGAGGACGAGGAGCAGGAGCAGGAGCAGGAGGAGGAGGAGGAGGAGGAGGAAGAGGACGAAGAGGUGAUGUCCGCAGAGGAGCACCAGCAGGAGGAGUUUGUCGAGGAAGAAGAAGAGGAGGUGGAGCAGGUGGAGGAGGAGCAGGAGGAGGAGGAAGAGGAGGAGGUGGAGGAGGGGGGGGUGUACGGAGUGGCGCUGUACGACUUCCGCGCCAUGGAAGCGGGGGAGCUGGACUUUGACGUGGGCGACCGCGUCCGCGUGGUCAACACUCUGGAGGACGGCUGGCUGGAGGGCGAGGUCAAAGGUCGCCACGGCGUGUUCCCUCACCGCUUUGUGAAAAUGGAGGACAACGGGCUCGCAGCGGCGGUGGAGGCCGACGCCGCUCAGUUACUCCCCGGCGAGCAGGAGCAGGGCUCUGAUUGGACGACGUACGAGGACCACACGGUGUGGGACCUGGACUACUUCGAGCUGGCGGAGAAGAGGAGCACACAGGAAGACGCUAGCCGCGCUAGCGCCGGGCCUAGCACGCGGGCUAGCAACCAGCUGGCGCCCCAGCGGCAGCCCCCCCGGCCGGCCGCCCCGGCCCAGCCAGGACCCAGGAGACCCCGCUCCGCUCCGCCGUCCAGACCCAGGCUGCCGCCGCGGCCUAGCCCGCCGUCACUAGGCAACAGGCGGCAUGUUAGCAUGGGCCCCACCGCCGCCACUAGCUCCUCCGCGGCGGCUAACGGUAAAGGCUCUCCAAAGGCUCCCACACCUUCACCACUACAGCAUCUCAGGCGCAUCCACAGCCUCACGCUGCCCAGCCGCCGGCGCGCCCAGGACACGGAGGCGUACCAGAGGGCGCCAGCAGAGGGCGCCACCACCGGCGGCAACGGGAAGGCGGCCGGCCUUGGCAAGGCGCUGAUCCGCAUCGUGGAGACCCAGCGGCAGAAGAAGAAGCUGACGCGCCACUCGAGCAUCAACGACGUGGACAUGACGGAGCGGCGCACGCCCUCCCCGCGGCCGGCGGGGCGCGGCCGGCUGCCCGGCUCGCUCACCCUGGACGCCCUGGGGCUGUCGGCCGGGGACCUGGAGUCCAAGCUGUCCCAGCAGCUCUUUGAGUUCGAGAGGAGCCUGACGCCGGCCACCGACGACGACCCCGCCGAGGUGUUCCCCGACGGCGGCCGCGACCACGAGGACGGCGACGGCGGCGAGGACCCCGGCGACCGAGCGCGCGUCUCGCGCCACUACUCCAUCCUGGACUACGGCACCGAGGGCGACAUCAUGCGGGGCUCCGCCCCCUCCCCCGCCCCCGCCCCCUCCCCGCCCCGCGGCUUCUUCUCCUCGUCGUCGUCGGCGCUGUCGUUGCUAGCGUCGUCGCUAGGGGAGAGAGGCAGGUCGCUGCGCCCGCCGCCGCCUCGCCCCCGGACCCUCCGCCCGCCGGCCCCCGCGGCGUACAGGCCGGCGCGCCCCGCCCCCCGGGCCCCCGGGCACCGGGCGCCCCGCCCCCCCGCCAGCCACACCCGCUUGUUCUACGAGCCCGAGCCGGAGGCCACGCCCCCGACGCCGUCGUCAACGGAGGAAGGCGGCGAGUUCGGGGACCUGGCGGCGCUCCAGCGCGAGGAGGCGGAGCGCCACGAGCAGGACGUGGAACGGCGACGGCAGGAAGCGGAGCGGGAGCUGGAGAGGCAGGCGGAGGAGGCGGAGAAGGAGGAGAGGCGGAGGGAGGAGGAGCGGCUGGAGGCGGAGGAGCGCGCGCAGGAGGAGUACCGCCUGUUGCUACGGAUACAGGAGGUGGAGCGCGACAUGGAGGAGUACGCGCACACGGCCGACGAGCUGCGCGCCAUGCUGGAGGAGGAGGAGGAGAGGGGAGAGGAGGACGGGGAGGAGGAGGAGGAGGAGCAGGGGGAGGCCCGUCUGCAGGCCAUGGAGAACCUGGAGUUCUGCAACUACACCCUGGAGACCCUCACACUGGAGCUGCAGCAGCUGCAAGAGAUGACCCUGCUGUCGGCUGAACGCAAGUGCCUGGACUCCAGCCCUCUGUCGGACACGGCCCCCGCCACCGCCUCCGCCCUGGCCCCCGGCGGCCCCGCCCCCUCCCCCGGGGCCGAGGACCCCGAGCUGAGGAUGAUGGAGAAGCGGGAGAAGGUGGUGGAGGAGCUGCUGCAGACGGAGAAGGACUACAUCAAGGACCUGCAGAUGUGCGUCAGCGAGAUCGUGGAGCCGCUCCAGCGCAAGCAGGUGCAGAACGUGGACUAUGACGGCCUGUUCGGAAACAUCGGCUCGGUCAUCGACCUCUCACAGCGGCUCUUCCGCGAGCUAGAGGAGACUGACUCCAUCGGAAAGGUAUUUCUGGACUUUAAAUCUGAGCUUGAGGACGUGUACAAGAUCUACUGUCAGAACCACGACGACGCCAUCGCUCUGCUGGGGACCUACGAGAAGGACGAGAGCAUCCAGCGGCACGUCCUGGAGUGUCUGGAGAAGCUCAGGGCUGUCUAUCGAGCGUGGGGGAAGACCAACUACAUCAACCUGGGCUCCUUCCUCAUCAAGCCGGUGCAGAGGGUGAUGCGCUACCCCCUGCUGCUCAUGGAGCUCCUGGGGGCCACCCCUGAGGGCCACCCCGACCACGCCCAGCUCUCGCUAGCCCUGCUGGCCGUCAAGGAGAUCAACGUCAACAUCAACGAGUACAAGCGCCGCAAGGACCUGGUGAUGAAGUACAGGAAAGGGGACGAGGACACGCUGAUAGACAAGAUCUCCAAGCUCAGCAUGCACUCCAUCAUCAAGAAGUCGAACCGUGUCAGCAGCCACAUCAAACACCUCACCGGCAUGUCCCCCCAGGUCAAGGACGAGGCGUUUGACGAGGCGGAGAAGAGGUUCCGUCUGCAGGAGAGGCUCAUCAAGUCCUUCAUCAGGGACAUCUCCCUCUACCUGCAGCACAUCCGCGAGUCGGCCUCGGUCAAAGUGUUGGCGGCCAUCAGCUUCUGUGACAUCUACACGGACCGCAGCUUCAUGGACCCCGAGUGCUUCCAGAGAGCUCACCGCUCCAUCAGCGACAAGCAGUUCACCCACUUUAAAGAGCGCACGGAGGCCCUCGUCACGGGGCCCCUGAACCAGCUGCUGCUCAUGUUCGCCGGGCCCCACAAGCUGAUCCAGAAGCGCUUCGACAAGCUGCUGGACUACGACGGCUGCAAGGAGCGCGCCGAGCGCAUGAAGGAGCGCCGCGCCCAGGAGGAGCUGCGCGCCGCGCGCAACAACUACGAGGCGCUCAACGCCCAGCUGCUGGACGAGCUGCCCAAGUUCCACACGGCGGCCGAGGAGCUGCUCACCGGCUGCGUGCGCGCCUUCGCCCGCGCACAGAAGGACUUUGUGAAGCGGACCCUCGGCGAGCUGAAGCCCCUGCUGCAGGUCUCCAGUCUCUGCAGCACGGAGGGGAACCUGGUGUCGGUGUUCCAGGAGGAGUACACUCGCGUCCUGAAGCUCCUCCAGAGCUUCAGCUUCUGCCCCGAGAAUCUGCCCGCCUCCUCCUCCACCACCACCGGCACCUCCACCUCCAUCUCCUCCUCGUCCUCGUCCUCCACCAUGCGGAAGACCUUCGACAAGAAGCCCAUGGAGAAGCAGAACUCCAAGAAACAGCUCCAGGGGCCGCCCAACUACAUCCCCCAGACGGACGAGCAGCGCUCGGGCCUGCUGGCGCGCUACACCCCGGAGAAGCUGUUCCGGGCGGAGAGGAACUUCAACGCGGCGCAGGACCUGGACAUGUCGGUGAUGGAGGGCGACCUGGUGGGGGUCAUCAAGCAGCAGGACCCCAUGGGCAGCAACAACCGCUGGCUCAUUGACAACGGAGUCACCAAGGGCUUCGUGUACAGCUCCUUCCUGAAGCCCUACAACCCGCGCCGCAGCCACUCGGACGUGUCCAUCGAGAGCCAGUCGUCCAACGAGUCGGGCUACGGCGGCUCCUCCCCCGUCUUCUCCCGCCAGAACAGCACCAGCACUUUGACCUUCAACCAGGAGGCCGCCACCGUCAGCUUCAGCGCCGCCCAGCCCUCGCCGCAGCCCUCCAUCGACUCCGCCUCCGUCACCGGGCGUCGCCACCGACGACGGGACGAGCCCGCCUCCUUCGACCCGACCGGGAGCGCCUCGGCUCCUCGGAGGGAAUACCCCCCGGAGCACGCGCUGCGGGACGCCACCGACGCCGCCGUCGCCGCGGACGACCGCCACAGGCACGCGGCGCAUCACAGAGACUCCCAGGAGCGCCCGGGUCGGGCCGCGCCCGCCAAGGCGCCCGAGCCGUCGCCCACGGACGCCCCUCACAGCCGGAGCAGCGGGAGUUUACAGCGCUACGCUCAGGCGGACGCGGGUCCCGGCGGCGGGAACAACGGCGGUGGUUCCUCCCGGGGCCGUAGCCAUGGCGACAGCGGCGGCAGCCUGAGGGGGAACGCGUACGCCCGGGACGUGGAGUACAUGGAGCCGGAGCUGGAGCCGGAGGCCGAUAAGGAGAUAGACGGACACCAGAUCUACUACGCCCUCUACUCCUUCAGCGCCCGCUGUGCCAACGAGCUGACAAUCGCGGCCCACGAGCGCGUCCGCAUCCUCGAGUUCCACGACAUGAACGGCAACGGCGAAUGGUGGCUGGGGGAGGCGGGCGGUCGCCGCGGUUACGUUCCAUCCAACUACAUCCGCAAGUCCGAGUACACUUGAGGAAGGGGGCGGGGCCGGUGACGCCUCGGUUAGAUUCCCGACGGGACGCCUACGUUCCGCCAGAGGCUCUGGGCGUGCGUGAGCGUGCACGUGAGGGGGAGCGUGCACGUGAGCGAGCCCUGGACGCGAAGCUGUCGAGACAGUUUGAGCGGGAGUGGAAAGUGCCGCAGCACUACAAUUGAUCACAUGACUUCCGAACGCCUUCCUAUUGGACCGUUUUGGGACCUGAUGUUGUUGCUGAUAGUUCGCUAGCCAGACUUCUCUUUAUUUUUUUAAGGAUUUGGACCGAGUGCUCUCACCUGCCAGUUGGACAGCUAGUGUUCUACAUGCCUAUAUUUAUACAAAAACAACCUUGUUUUAUGAUGCAGUCUUUUUUUAGUAGCUGGGAUCUCUGCGUAUCCGACCUGUUUUGUACCAGGUGACAAACCCGUAGGGAUUCGUCCGCAGGAAGUCCCUCACCACUAUGUCCACUACAUGUAUAUACAAGAAGAGCGAGAGAAGAACAAAAUGGUGUGAAACAGGAGAAUGAAUCGAACAAAAAAAGCACGUGUGUGUGUGUGUGUGUGUGUGUGUGUGUGUGUGUGUGUGUGUGUGUGUGUGUGUGUGUGUGUGUGUGUGUGUGUGUGUGUGUGUGUGUGUGUGUGUGUGUGUGUGUGUGUGUGUGUGUGUGUGUGUGGUGGGUCCUGACCUGUUUUGAGCGUGCACUUUUACUUUGCACGUACAACAAGCUAGAGGCUUGUGUCAGCAUUUCCACAAUUCCCACAGAUCUAAAGAAAUGCAUCUUAAAAAAUGGUUGAUUUUUGACUGUGAAGUCAUGGUUUACAAAAGCACUCUUUGAAUCUAUAUCGUUGAUCUCCAUGAGAACGGGGGCUGACCUUUUGUAAAGUAAACAGAUGAUGAGGUGUGUGGCAUAUAUAUAUAUAUAUAUAUAUAUAUAUAUAUAUAUAUAUAUAUAUAUAUAUAUAUAUAUAUAUAUAUACGAUUAAAGGGAGGAGGUCGACCAAUCAGGAGGCCACAUUGAUCCCUUGUUCACUUUACUUAUUUGCAUUCUAUAUAAAGCUCCUUGUUGAGACUGUAUUUCUGCACUCCCAUGCCAAGCUAUCACUGUUCGAAUAAAAAAUAUUAACGGAAAAAAAAGUGUGUUCAUGAGUCAAUUGUGUCUUUAACAAUUUGUAUUUCAGACAUAUGGAGGACUAUGCUUUUUAUUGCAAAAGUAAAUUUACUAGUCUGCUAUCUUGGCCACGAAUCCCUUGAAGACAAGAUAUUAUUUCUCAAUGGGACUUUCCUGGAUAAAUAAAGUUCAAAUAAUUAAAUAAUUGUGGUCGUGGAAGCGGGCGGUAUCAGUUUUAAAGCCACACAACUGCAGGUAGCACGGAGGUUCCCCAAUGGUCCUGCUGAGCUGUCCAGAGGGGACUGUCCUCAUCAUCAUUCUCUCCAUCAUUGGGUUCCUGGUGCGGCCGCUCAUAGCACUGUGGGCCGUCUGUAUCUGGAAACCAGGUUUCUGAUGUAGGUACUGUAUAUGCCGCUGGCAAUGACUUGCUGUUUUGUAGAUAUGUUGCAUACGUAUGUAUCAAGUGUGUGUGUAUUCACGUCUUCUCCGUUGUCUGUGUCUUGUGCUGGGUGAACUAUACCAGCAGAAAAAUAUUCGAUUUUAGUGGUUAAGAAAUUCAAGAUUCAGAUCCCUUUACUAUCCCUUGGCUACUGGUAACCGCGGUCUCUCCAGUUCGAUUCUUCAUCUGUUUACUUUAUCCAGUAUUUAACGUUUUACGUCUUUUUGCGACUCCAAUUUGAAUUGCUCCGUUGUUCUCCUCCUCAAUUAAAAGUCUCUUUGGAUGAAAGUUUCAAUGACAUUAUAACCGUAACUGUUAUAAUACACUGCCUAGUUUGACUGGAGACUUCUCCUGUCGCUUUAGACUUUUCAAUGUCUGUGUUUAGUAACAUCUUUUUGAGGUCAACAUAUUUUGUUAAAAAGUGUGUUUCCACUCUAAAGUCCCUAAGGUGUCCGGACUUACAUCACUGGCGAUCUCUCUGGAGGCUUUAGCGGUCUGGAAGGGGAUGGCGUCCAACCUCAAGUCAUACCCCAGGGACAUCCCUUGGUCUGCGGACGCCUUGUGUGCUUUCUACACAGAGAGAGAGACCAAACGGGUCAGGACCACAGCGGGAACACUGAGCAGUGUGACGAAAUGUGAUCAGAUUUCAUAAAUUAUGAAUGUGGACCUUUAUUUUGCCUCUGGAAUGAGUGUGGAGUUCGGGACAGCAUUAGCAUUGUCCUAACAAGCUAGCAACAUUUGCUUGCUGGCAAAGCUAAAUUAAUUAAUAACUGUACUGAGAUAUCAUGAGAAAAUGAGAAUUGAAUUUGUUCAUAAACCAAUAUCAUUGUACUAAGCAUAACAUACACAUUUAUAAAUAUAGUAAAUUUGUAAUUUUUAUAAUUUCAUUGAUAACUGCCAUCAGCUGGAACUAAUUCAAUGGUUGAGCAAAACACGGCAUGGUACUUUGACUUUGUGAACCUUGAGUCUCUGUCCCCAGGUUACAGUAGUGAGGGUUCUUUACCUCACUGCACGGCUGAUAGCUGUUCUUAGCGUGGACCAUGUCUGGAGAGUCCGUCACCGAGGUGAACGUCAGACGGUCAGAAGGCUGACAACACUUCUUCUGCAGGGAACCCAAGCCACAAAGAAGAAGAGGUUAUGAAAUCUAACCCACAACCUACAACCUACAAGUAGGACAUUGCAGACCCAAACUGCAGCACAAAGCACACCUAAAUGUUCACUAUCUUGUUAAAAGUUUAUCUGCUAACCACAUUGUUCCUCUUUUGGCAUGUGAACCCAUGUUUAGAUCUGAAAAGUUUUGUGACCCCACCUGGCAUCAUGUUCCAUACAUUGAUCCAACUUCUGAAUAUCCAGACUAUGAAAUAUCAAUGUCUAAUAAACACAUUGCACUACACUAACUAGUAGUUUUCUGUGAGCUGUAGUGGUCUG
Molecule: messenger RNA, 8725 nt
Organism: Gadus chalcogrammus (walleye pollock)
Lineage: Eukaryota; Metazoa; Chordata; Actinopteri; Gadiformes; Gadidae
Gene: dnmbp
Product: dynamin binding protein
Exons: 16
Coding region: 324-5747 (1807 amino acids)
Biological process (GO): intracellular signal transduction
Cellular component (GO): cytoplasm
Molecular function (GO): protein binding; guanyl-nucleotide exchange factor activity
Source: RefSeq, a predicted model, not a curated record